This is a messenger RNA of Triplophysa dalaica, 3140 nucleotides long. RefSeq names its product DEAD (Asp-Glu-Ala-Asp) box polypeptide 47 (gene ddx47). The transcript is spliced from 12 exons. NCBI's taxonomy places the organism in Eukaryota, Metazoa, Chordata, Actinopteri, Cypriniformes, Nemacheilidae. The record is from RefSeq and is a predicted model, not a curated record. Bases 46 to 1476 code for a protein of 476 amino acids. Gene Ontology annotation, molecular function: RNA helicase activity; ATP binding; nucleic acid binding.
UGCGCGAAAGCCUCAAACGUAACACGUGUGUAACGGGAAGCUAACAUGGCGGACGAGGGAGAAACACGCGAUGAGAAAAUAAAUACACAAACAACAGAAGACGAAACACCACACAGUGAACCGAAUGAAGACACAGAAGAGACACACAAGAGCUUCAGAGAUCUGGGAGUCACUGAGGUUCUCUGUGAAGCUUGUGAACAUCUGGGAUGGAAGAAACCAACAAAGAUCCAAGUCGAGGCUGUUCCUGUAGCUCUGGAGGGCCGCGAUGUCAUCGGUCUUGCAGAGACGGGUUCGGGGAAGACCGGAGCGUUUGCUCUUCCCAUCCUGCAGUCUUUGCUGACGUCUGCGCAGCGGCUGCACUCGCUCAUAUUGACCCCCACACGAGAGCUGGCCUUUCAGAUCGCUGAACAGUUUGAGGCUCUGGGCUCCAGCAUCGGAGUUAAGACGGCUGUUAUUGUCGGAGGGAUUGAUAUGAUGUCUCAGUCACUGGUUCUUGCUAAGAAACCUCAUGUUGUCAUCGCAACUCCCGGCCGUCUGUUAGAUCACCUGGAGAAUACAAAAGGCUUCAAUCUAAGAGCACUGAAAUACCUGGUGAUGGAUGAAGCCGACCGCAUUCUCAACAUGGACUUUGAGUCUGAGGUGGAUAAGAUACUAAAAGUGAUUCCUCGAGAGAGACGGACUUUCCUCUUUUCAGCAACAAUGACAAAAAAGGUUCAAAAGCUCCAGCGGGCGGCUCUACUAGAUCCUGUCAAAUGUUCUGUGUCCAGCAAAUACGCCACUGUAGAAAAACUGCAGCAGUAUUACAUCUUUAUUCCAUCAAAGUACAAGGAUCGUUAUCUGGUUUCUAUUCUCAACGAACUGGCUGGAAAUUCCUUCAUGGUAUUCUGCAGCACAUGUAACAACACUCAACGGGUGGCACUAUUGCUCAGAAACCUCGGCAUCACAGCGAUUCCUCUGCAUGGACAGAUGUGUCAGAGUAAACGUCUUGGAGCUCUUAACAAAUUCAAGUCAAAGUCUCGCUCUGUGCUGCUGGCCACUGACGUAGCGUCUCGUGGACUUGACAUUCCACACGUGGAUUGCGUUAUCAACUUUGACAUCCCAACACACUCGAAGGACUACAUCCAUCGUGUGGGCCGCACGGCGAGAGCGGGAAGAUCUGGAAAUUCCAUCACAUUUGUCACACAGUAUGAUGUUGAGCUCUUCCAGCGAAUAGAAACGUUGAUUGGUAAAAAACUGCCCGUCUUCCCCACUCAGGAAGAGGAAGUUAUGAUGCUGAUGGAGCGAGUGAGCGAAGCGCAGAGAUUUGCACGGAUCGAAAUGAAAGAACAAGGAGACAAGAGAAAAAGAGGUAAUUCCAGAGACGAAGCGGCCGAUGAUGAAGAGCAGUCAACUGGAGUGAGGAAGAAGGUCAAGGGUGGAUCAUUUCGAGGAGGGAGGGGUCGGGGUCGGGGUGCCCAAUCCAAACGUGGCCGCUGACUGUCCAUAGCAUGUCUUAUGUUGAAUAAAUCUUCUGCUUUUCCACAAAGCAACGUGUGGAUUCUUAUUCAAGCAGAAUGUGACAGUGGUCUUCAAAUAUGCUUUUGGUUUCAGUUUGAUUGACAUCGAGCUUUUCACUCUGUGCAUUGUAGCACAUUUUACCAGCGGUGGACGUGUACUGUACUUAAAUAAUACUCCAAAAGUGUACCUGAGCACUAGUGACUUUAACUUCACCACAUUUUAAAGACAAAUAUUCUACUUUUUACUCCACUUUAUUUAAAAAAAGGUCCAUAAGUCGUUUCUAUGUGGCGGUUUUCCUGCACGCACAAUUUUUCUGGCUUGAGUUCUGCGGACCUUUCACAGUUGCUAAGUAUUUCAGUUUUUCUAAGCUCACGCUUUUCCGGCUAGCUAAGAAUGGCCAUUUGGCUGAUUUUAGUUUUUACGCAAAUCUGGCAACCCUUGGAACCUCUCCGCUAAACUUAUAUAAACGUCACACUACCACACGGCUGAUCGUGCUCGAAGAAGUCAAAGAGAUGAAUAGAAGAGGAAAGAUGUUAAAGUGUGCUCUUAUCAUCUGUAUGCUCAACUAUGUGUGAUGCAUUGCUUCAAACGAGCGCUACGAUCAGUCAAAGAUCAUAGAGUGUCUAAACGAUAAAUAAACAUCACAUACACCUUGAGCUCGGGUUAAAUAAUAAAAUAUAUAUUGAAAAAAUCUUAAACGCUUUAGUUGCAUUUUAAACAAGUUCAAUGAAUAUAUAUGUAUGAAACAGCGCAAUGAUUGACAGAUGACAGACACAACAGCAAGAUGACAUUUUUCAAUUUAAAAAAAUCUGCGUUUAAUGUACGUGAGUUUGUCUUUGUUUAACUGUAAUGAUAUUUUCAUAAAAUGUGAACCCCAUACUAAAAAUGUUUUAAAGUGAGGGAAAAACUGUUAUCCUUUAGUUUUUCAAUUAAAGUUUUAUUAUAAAUGAACAGAAAGGUAUGUUUAACAUAUUUUGUUAUUGUGUUUUUAUUAAAUAUUAAUGAACCACAAACUAGGUGUACAAACGGUUUGCGUGCAUGGCCCCUUUAAGAGUGCUGCCAGAGAUGACGCAAGCGGAAGUAUUGAAGAGGUGCGAGAAACCUGCGGGCCACGUUUACGUUAGUGUGCGUGCAUUAAACAAAACCACACUCAUUCACAGUAAAUAAUCAACAAGAUCAGAACUGUGUUUGACUCAGUCCACCUGGAUAAAGUGUGCCAUCUCCUACAGUCCUUAAAUCGUGUUUUCUAAUUCCAAUCCUUCACUGGGCAUUCGUUUUAAAGUAGACCUAAGUGUAAAAAAGCAAAGCCCGUUUGUUUAUUUGGGUUAUACAACACGAGUAUGUCAUGUGAUCGUCUUAAUCUGACAAUAAUAAAUAUUGUUAAUAAUACUAUUUGUUUAAUGAAAGGGAAUAAUAAUAAUCUAAUUGUCUUACAUUGAAGAUCAAAAUAAGUUUAUUUCCUCAACAGUACAUCUCUAAUGGGAUACAACUCGAUUGUUACUUAUAUUUGGGAUAUAUAAAGAAGUGUUAUUGUUUAAAACAGGGCAAACUUUUUUGUUAAAGGUUUUAAAUGCCUUAACUACAUAACUGAAACUCACUUUUCAAAGAGUACAAUAAAUAGCCUUAUUUAGGGGUUCUUAAGU